This is a messenger RNA of Phascolarctos cinereus (koala), 4372 nucleotides long. It is a transcript of the gene FRMD4A, whose product is annotated as FERM domain containing 4A. Gene Ontology annotation, biological process: establishment of epithelial cell polarity. Gene Ontology annotation, cellular component: bicellular tight junction; cytoskeleton; adherens junction. The record is from RefSeq and is a predicted model, not a curated record. Lineage: Eukaryota; Metazoa; Chordata; Mammalia; Diprotodontia; Phascolarctidae.
CCUAGCCGCGUCAGGGCCUGGAGGCUCCCCCACCGUACACACACCCCUUCUCCUGCUCUCUCCUCUCCUCUUUCCCCUCCCCCCGCCACUCUUCCUCUGGUUCGAAGUGUGUUUUUGUCUGCACGUGAGCCUUUGCAGGAGGAGGAGAAGGAAAAAUCAGAAUAGGGACUCCCGGAACGUGUAAAGCCCGUGUCAAGGGUGCUUGGACAGCAGCUGCUCUUGCAUCUCCCAGACAGGCUGGGUGUCCUGCCUGCCGGUGCCAGUGCCGGUGCCUUCACGCGAGCUCCUUACCAGGUUGCAAGCUGACGGGGGGGUUUACCUCUCUUCUGACCCGCCCCCCCCAAGCUGUCGGGAAUAGAGGUGGCUGUGGUGCACUCUGGAUGGCAGCCAGUGUCUGUGUGAGAGACCGUUAGUGGGGACAUGGGAUGUGGUAGCAUUGGAGAGAGAGGAGCAGCUCCUUGCAGAGAGCGCGCGCGGCCACCGGUCCGAGAGAGGGAGAGGAAGGGCCAGGCCUGAAUCCUAGCAAACCACGGAUUCAGAGCAAUGGAUGCUGUCUGUUAGGCCGAGGGCCUGCUGGAUCGGGAUUUAAGGGGAUGCCGCUGCCUGUGGAUAAUUGGGUUAAAAUCUGAAGUUGCCCUGCUCCUCGGGAAGUGAGAAGCAAAAAGAUGACGGAGGGGCGCCGGUGUCAAGUCCAUCUUCUUGAUGACAGAAAGCUGGAACUACUAGUACAGCCCAAGCUUUUGGCCAAGGAACUGCUUGAUCUAGUGGCAUCUCACUUCAAUCUGAAGGAAAAGGAAUACUUUGGAAUAGCGUUCACAGAUGAGACGGGACAUUUAAACUGGCUUCAGCUAGAUCGCAGAGUGUUGGAACAUGACUUUCCCAAAAAGUCAGGACCUGUGGUUUUAUACUUUUGUGUCAGGUUCUAUAUUGAAAGCAUUUCAUACCUAAAGGAUAAUGCCACCAUUGAGCUAUUCUUCUUGAAUGCAAAAUCCUGUAUCUACAAGGAACUUAUUGAGGUUGACAGUGAAGUGGUAUUUGAAUUAGCUUCCUAUAUUUUACAGGAGGCAAAGGGAGAUUUUUCCAGUAAUGAAAUUGUAAGGAGCGAUUUGAAGAAGCUGCCAGCACUUCCCACCCAAGCACUGAAGGAGCAUCCAUCUCUGGCUUACUGUGAGGACAGAGUAAUAGAACACUACAAGAAGCUGAACGGUCAAACCCGAGGCCAAGCAAUUGUAAACUAUAUGAGCAUCGUAGAGUCUCUCCCUACCUAUGGAGUACAUUAUUAUGCAGUGAAGGAUAAGCAGGGAAUUCCAUGGUGGUUAGGACUCAGCUACAAAGGAAUUUUCCAAUAUGACUAUCAUGAUAAAGUGAAGCCAAGGAAGAUAUUCCAAUGGAGACAGUUAGAGAAUCUGUACUUCAGAGAGAAGAAGUUUUCAGUGGAAGUUCAUGACCCACGCAGGGCCUCGGUGACUAGGAGGACGUUUGGUCACAGUGGCAUUGCAGUGCAUACGUGGUAUGCAUGUCCAGCAUUAAUCAAGUCCAUAUGGGCUAUGGCCAUUAGCCAACACCAAUUCUACCUGGACAGAAAGCAGAGUAAGUCCAAAAUCCAUGCUGCAAGAAGCCUGAGCGAGAUUGCUAUUGACCUGACCGAGACAGGAACACUGAAGACUUCAAAGUUAGCCAACAUGGGUAGCAAAGGGAAAAUUAUCAGCGGCAGCAGUGGGAGUCUCCUUUCAUCAGGUUCCCAGGAGUCAGAUAGCUCUCAGUCUGCCAAGAAGGACAUGCUGGCUGCACUGAAAUCUAGGCAGGAAGCUCUGGAGGAGACACUCCGCCAGCGACUGGAGGAACUGAAGAAACUGUGUCUUCGAGAAGCGGAGCUUACAGGGAAACUACCAAGAGAAUAUCCCUUGGAUCCAGGAGAGGAACCACCCAUUGUUCGGAGAAGAAUAGGAACUUCCUUCAAACUGGAUGAACAGAAAAUACUGCCCAAAGGAGAGGAAGCUGAGUUGGAGCGCCUGGAACGGGAGUUUGCCAUCCAAUCCCAGAUUACAGAAGCCGCUCGCCGCCUAGCCAGUGACCCCAAUGUCAGCAAGAAGCUGAAGAAACAAAGGAAAACCUCUUACCUUAAUGCACUGAAGAAGCUGCAAGAAAUUGAAAAUGCAAUCAAUGACAACCGCAUCAAGUCUGGGAAGAAACCCACCCAGAGGGCUUCACUGAUAAUAGAUGAUGGAAAUAUUGCCAGUGAAGACAGCUCCCUCUCUGAUGCUCUUGUCCUUGAGGAUGAAGAUUCUCAGGUUACCAGCACAAUUUCCCCUUUACAGUCCCCUCACAAAGGGCUCCCCCCUCGACCACCAUCGCACAACCGACCCCCUCCUCCCCAGUCCCUGGAGGGACUAAGGCAGAUGCACUAUCACCGGAAUGACUAUGAUAAGUCACCCAUAAAGCCCAAAAUGUGGAGUGAGUCUUCUCUGGAUGAACCUUAUGAGAAGGUGAAGAAGCGCUCUUCCCACAGUCAUUCCAGUAGCCACAAGAGGUUCCCCAGCACAGGUAGCUGUACAGAAGCUGGAGGAAGCAACUCUCUGCAAAACAGUCCCAUCCGAGGUCUCCCUCACUGGAACUCCCAGUCCAGCAUGCCAUCUACACCAGAUCUACGGGUCCGAAGCCCUCACUACGUCCAUUCCACUAGGUCAGUUGACAUCAGCCCGACAAGACUGCACAGCUUAGCACUGCACUUUAGGCACCGGAGUUCCAGCUUGGAAUCACAGGGCAAGCUCCUGGGGUCAGAGAAUGACACUGGUAGCCCUGACUUCUACACCCCAAGGACUCGUAGCAGCAACGGCUCUGAUCCCAUGGAUGACUGUUCCUCUUGUACCAGUCACUCAAGCUCUGAACACUACUAUCCAGCUCAGAUGAACCCCAACUACUCCACCCUCGCUGAAGACUCCCCUUCAAAGGCGAGGGAGAGGCAGCGGCAACGACAUAAAUCAGCUGGGAACCUGGUCUCUUCCAACUCGGGGAGCAUGCCCAACUUGGCGGCCCGGAAUGGCGCAGGCCACCAUGGAGUCUACCUCCACAGCCAGAGCCAGCCUUCCUCUCAGUACCGCAUCAAGGAGUACCCACUGUACAUUGAGGGAAGCUCCACCCCUGUGGUAGUGCGCAGCCUGGAGAAUGACCAGGAGGGACACUAUAGCGUAAAAGCACAAUUUAAAACAUCCAACUCCUACACUGCAGGAGGCAUGUUCAAAGAAAGCUGGCACGGGGAUGAGGGGGACUCAGUCCGGCUAACCCCUUCCCGUUCCCAGAUCAUACGGACUCCAUCCCUCGGCCGGGAGAGCCACCAUGAGAAAAGCUCAGGCCGGACGGUCGUGUCGGAUGAGCUCCGGCUGUGGUACCAGCGCUCGACUGCCUCCCACAAGGAGCACAGCCGUCUGUCGCACACCAGCUCCACCUCAUCAGAUAGCGGCUCCCAGUAUAGUACAUCAUCUCAGAGUACCUUUGUGGCUCACAGCAGGGUAACGAGAAUGCCUCAGAUGUGCAAAGCCACAUCAGCUGCCUUACCUCACAGCCAGAGAAGCUCAACACCUUCCAGUGAAAUCGGAGCUACUCCCCCAAGCAGUCCACACCACAUCCUAACCUGGCAAUCUGGGAGUUACAAUGAUAGCUGUUUCCUGGAUUCUCCCCUCUAUCCAGAACUAGCUGAUGUCCAGUGGUAUGGACAGGACAAAGCCAAGCCCGGGACUCUGGUGUGAAUGAGCUGGGCCUCAAUCUCUCAAUGCCAUUCUGAGAUCACCUCACUGCCUCUCAUUUGCCUUACCCAGACACACGGUCACCCUGCACCAGCUUCAGCUCUUAGCACUUUUUUCCUCCCUUCUCCUCAUCCCCUCACCCUCAAAACCUGACUGAGGAGACAUUUUGGAAGGUUCCGAUCCCACUGUGUGUCCUAUGGCUCUCUUGUCCACAGAGAGCCAAAUGCAAAUCCUUAGAAGCAUCCCUGGUGGCUGCCUCCAGCCCUCCAGCCACAGAAUCCCCCAGGCCAGGGACAAUCAAGAGAUGGCAUCGAGGCCCAUGUCACUAAAGGAUAUGGGGGUAGGGGGGCUGACAGAGGGACAACCCUGGAGACAGAAAUAAAGGCAGUGCAACCCUUCUGUGACCCAGAAAGAAUGUGUCCAUCCUGCCAUCUCUAGGCCAACCAAGCACUUCCAGAAGAGGAUGUCUGAUGUGGGACGUUCACAGUUUACACCUGAAGUAUUUUUUUUUAACACAACAGUUUGGGGGGAAUUAAAAAGUAAGCCUGUCACUUCAGAGCUACAUCAGAGGAUCACAAUCAGUUCUAUGCUGCCAAAGAAUAAAAUAAAAAUAACCAACAAAAAAGAAA